AUGGACACCACCAAACCACUUGACGUUUCCACCCAAUUCUCCGCCAAAGACGAAGUCAUUGUCGUGACCGGUGGAGGCACAGGAAUCGGUCUAGCAAUCGCAUCCGCCCUAGCACACAGUGGUGCAAAGCGUGUCUACAUCCUUGGCCGCCGUCUUGAUCUUCUGCAGGACGCUGCUUGCCAAUACCACAACGUCACGCCACUGCAAUGCGAUGUCACAUCCAUAGACAGUAUUCGUACCGCCGUUGAAGUCGUCAGGAAGGAGUCCGACCAUGUCGAUGUACUCAUCAACAACGCCGGCAUCAUUGGGCCUAAUCACCUCGACGUCCACAAAGCCGAGACCAUCGAGGACCUCUCUGGCAUCCUCCUCAGGGAUUGGGAUAAAUGGGAGCCGACAUUCGCCACAAACACAACCGCGAUCGUGGGUGUGUCUGCGGCUUUUUUGCCAUUGCUAGACGCAGCAAAUCGAAGGAAGGGCUGGGAGAGUGGGAGGAAGGUUGCUCAGCGGGCGCGGUCACGAGAGAUCAAUGGGCUUGCGGAGGGUGUUGAUGGGUCCGAUCCGAGGACGGCACAGAUUAUCAGCGUAACAUCGAUCGUAUCGUUCAACCGAAAUAUCACUGAUGGACUAGCGUACUCUAGUUCGAAGGCGGGUGCGACACAUGUUGCUAAAAUGCUUACUACCUUACUCGCGCCUUGGGGAAUCAGGAGUAAUGUUAUUGCGCCAGGGUUCUUUCCUAGUGAGAUGACGGCAUCCAUAACUGAUAAAUCGUUCCCACCGGAGAUGAUCCCAGCGGGUAGGCAAGGGUCCUAUGAGGACAUAGCUUCACUGGCGUUGUUCUUGGUUGGUAGAAGUGGUGCGUAUCAGAACGGUGUUGUUCAGAUGCCUGAUGGUGGUCGCAUCUCCGUCCAGCCAGCGACCUACUAA
Molecule: messenger RNA, 924 nt
Organism: Pseudovirgaria hyperparasitica
Lineage: Eukaryota; Fungi; Ascomycota; Dothideomycetes; Acrospermales; Acrospermaceae
Product: NAD(P)-binding protein
Exons: 2
Coding region: 1-924 (307 amino acids)
Source: RefSeq, a predicted model, not a curated record